Fomitiporia mediterranea MF3/22 is the source of this 1056-nucleotide messenger RNA. Its product is annotated as kinase-like protein. The transcript has 9 exons. Gene Ontology annotation, biological process: protein phosphorylation; mitotic DNA damage checkpoint signaling. Gene Ontology annotation, cellular component: nucleus; cytoplasm. Gene Ontology annotation, molecular function: protein serine/threonine kinase activity; ATP binding. The record is from RefSeq and is a predicted model, not a curated record. Bases 1 to 1056 code for a protein of 351 amino acids. NCBI's taxonomy places the organism in Eukaryota, Fungi, Basidiomycota, Agaricomycetes, Hymenochaetales, Hymenochaetaceae.
AUGAUGCAAAUGGUCCAAAGUUUCAUUCUAGUUGGUUAUGGGCAAACAAUAGUAAAGGUAAUUGAACGUAAUGACCUUGGAAAAGAUGAACCGGUAGAAUAUGUUGCCAAGGUGGUCGGAAAGGAAAAAGGACCGGAUGGUAAACAGAGAACUGAGGAUAUGAACAAAAUUACUGAAGACAGCACAAUUAGUGAGAUAAAAUUAUUGGCAAAACUGCGGCACAAGCAUGUUAUAAGGUGCUAUGGAGCAUUUGAGAACGACGAUUCUUGGGUGAUUGUUCUUGAAUAUGCUCAAGGUGGCAAUGUCUUCGAUCGACUCGUCAAGGCUUCCCGCUUCUCUGAAGCAAUUGCAGCACAUUAUAUAAGGGACUUAAAACUUGAUAAUUUUCUUAUAAAAGGCGCAAAUAAGAAUUUUCUUGAAGACAUACUCCUGCUAAGUGAUUUCGGACUUGCUACUUAUAGCGAAACUAAAAGAGCACAGAAGAAGUGUGGAUCACCUAUGUAUGCUGCUCCAGAACUUUAUAGAUUGUCCAAGGAUGAACUGUAUACAGAAACAGUCGACAUUUGGUCACUUGGAGUAUCAGCAUAUAUAGUGUUUAAUGCAAGAUCUCUUUACUAUGACCUUAAAGACAUACUACUCCUGUCUGGAAAAGUCGAUCAAAUUGCAAAGAAAGUCACUAAUGAUAAUAUAGACUAUGUUAUAAGAAAUAAUAGAAGAUAUCUUAGUCAGAAUGCGGAAAAUUUCUUAUUGAGUUGCUUAAACGUUAACCCAGUAGCCAGAGCAUCUGCUGAAACGCUUCUGGGUCAUCAGUUGUUUGAUAGUUGUGAGGAUAAAUACCUGGACCAAAAAGCAAUGAAAAAAUGGAAGGCAGGCUUGAUAGCAGUUAGAGCAAUGGAGCCACUUGCUAAGAAGUUACAUGAUAAGCAAACUUUGAAAAGAACAGUCAACAAGUCUAUUAGUGUGCUUCCAAGAAAUCCAUCAAAACCCAGGCAAAAUCGGCUUUCAGAGAAGCACCAACACACAAAUGAUCAUACUGGAGUGACCUCAAGCUUUUAG